Messenger RNA from Archocentrus centrarchus (flier cichlid), 643 nucleotides. RefSeq names its product enhancer of rudimentary homolog. The record is from RefSeq and is a predicted model, not a curated record. The transcript is spliced from 4 exons. NCBI's taxonomy places the organism in Eukaryota, Metazoa, Chordata, Actinopteri, Cichliformes, Cichlidae. Bases 142 to 456 code for a protein of 104 amino acids.
GAAAGCGAAACAGGUAGCUUGAAUUAAAAUAGCGCAUGUGGGAUUUAGAUAGUUGUUCUUCCGGGUACCAAAGGUCAACAGAGGAGAAGACGCAAGUUGCGAAGAAAAUCCGCUGAAAGCUACUCAAAAGCGACUUGUAACAUGUCUCACACCAUACUGCUGGUGCAGCCCACCAAGAGGCCAGAGGGAAGGACAUACGCUGAUUACGAAUCAGUCAAUGAGUGUAUGGAGGGUGUAUGUAAGAUGUAUGAGGAGCAUUUAAAGAGAAUGAACCCCAACAGUCCGUCGAUAACGUACGACAUCAGCCAGCUGUUUGACUUCAUCGAUGACCUGGCUGACCUCAGCUGUUUGGUGUAUCGUGCCGACACACAGACGUACCAGCCAUACAACAAAGACUGGAUCAAAGAGAAGAUCUACGUGCUGCUGCGGCGUCAGGCCCAGCAGGCAGCACAGUGAAGCUUCUGAGGAGGAGGGUGGGAGUGUGGGGGGGCAGAAUUAUUUUUCCUGUCUGGAACUCGUUUUAAAACUUUGGAGUAACUUGUUUUGAGAUCUUUUUGACUUUUUUUUUUUCUCAUCUCAUGUACGGAGGUGUAUUUUGUAUUUUAUGGUUGGACUUAAUAAAGUUUCCCUUUAAAUAACAAAA